Cladophialophora bantiana CBS 173.52 is the source of this 1488-nucleotide messenger RNA. RefSeq lists its product as uncharacterized. Lineage: Eukaryota; Fungi; Ascomycota; Eurotiomycetes; Chaetothyriales; Herpotrichiellaceae. The record is from RefSeq and is a predicted model, not a curated record. The coding region runs from base 1 to 1488 and encodes 495 amino acids. Gene Ontology annotation, molecular function: protein binding. The transcript has a single exon.
AUGGCCAACAUAUCAGAAGACAUCGAGUACAGCUCCCGCACGGUUGACCAGGAUGUCGACACGGUCGCCAUCUGUCCGCUCCACCCGGAGUAUAUGAUCAUCGGUACAUAUUCACUCCUAAAGAAAGACGAACCAUGCGACUACAAUGGGCAGACACGCCGCGGCUCUCUCCAAGUUACGACUGUCAUGUCGACAUUCAAGCCCAGAUACGCUGGCAUGCUGCCUCCGUCAUUGGACAGAGUGGAUUUCCCUUGCGCAGUGUUGGAUACCCAUUUCCACCCCUCCGACAGCACACUUCUAGGCGUCGCGACCAGCAAUGCCACAGUGCAUUUCUUCCGGUUCACUAUGCACGGCGACGUGCUCGGUCGGCGGGUGAUUACGAAACUCCUCCCCCUGGGAACUGUCAGGGUGGCCGAGAAUGAUGAACAUGGUCUUGUACCAUUGGUCACACAAUUCACUUGGUUUCCUGAAACGCGUACGCACGGGGUGGCUGGAAUAAGUGAUGUAGUUGAUGUGGGUUUCGCGGCGACCACGAGUUUCGGGGAUGCGAGGGUGGUAAGGAUUUCGGUGCCAGCAGUCAAGGACCUCUUUGACGAGAGGGCGGAUCAACCUCCUCAGGCGCUGGUGCCCAUCUCGAACGAUAUUGUCCACAAACAUGAAUUGGAGGCUUGGACCGUUGCAGUUCUCGAUCUUGGCUCGUCAUCGUGGGAUGGAAACAGGUGUACAUCCCGAGUGAUUCUCAGUGGCGGCGAUGACAGUGCCUUGAUUGCCUCCUCGGCUUCCCCAUCCACUAUUACCACCCACCCGUCGGCACCGAAUUCAACAUCACUAUCCCCCUGCGACACACUAUCCCUCAACGCUAUGCCCCUAUGGAAGGACCGCCGCAGCCAUACCGCCGGAGUGGUAUCAAUUCUCCCUCUCCCCCCCGCCACCGUUCGGAGUGGCAAUGGGGGUGAGAACAGAAGAGAUAUCAUUCCACUAGCCACAGGGAGCUACGACGAGUACAUACGCUUGUUCGAGAUUGACACCCAGACAUAUCGUGCAAGCUUCAAGGCGGAACUGAGGGUUGAUGGUGGAGUGUGGCGGCUGAAGGUUUUGGAUCAGUACUCGACCAGAAGGGAGGGCCAGGCUCAGCUCCAGCAUCACACCCUCGUCCUCGCAUCACUGAUGCAUGCCGGCGCCGCAAUUAUUCGCAUCACACGAACCACUGUCACGUCCAGCUCGUCCCAAGGAGACACAUGGACAAUCACGCCCGUUACGAUCUUCCGUGCGGGUCAUGAGAGUAUGGUGUACUGCUGCGACGCUCGACUCGAAAACGGCAACACCAAUGGCAGCAGCCAAGAUCAGACGCAGAAGGGUAGGGAACAAGCGGGAGAGGGCAGCCGAGCAAGGGCAGCGCCAGCUUACACCAUUGUCAGCACCAGCUUUUAUGAUAUGAAGAUAUGCACGUGGAAGUUUGUGGAUCAUCUGAAAGCGCAGAGUCGGUGA